UGUGACACUGUGACGGUGACCCCCAUCCCACAGGUAUUACCUCCCGCGGAAGUUCUCUCGCUGCAGCAUCGAUGAGUACAACCAGUUCCUGCAGGACGGCGGCGGCAGCUGCCUCUUCAACAAACCCCUGAAGCUCCUGGACCCUCCGGAGUGCGGCAAUGGCUUCGUGGAGGCAGGAGAGGAGUGUGACUGCGGCUCGCUGGCGGAGUGUGCGAGGAGCGGGGGAAACUGCUGCAAGAAGUGCACCCUGACCCACGACGCCAUGUGCAGCGAUGGGCUCUGCUGCAAGGGCUGCAAGUACGAGCCACGUGGCGUGUCCUGCCGGGAGGCUGUGAACGAGUGUGACAUCCCUGAGACCUGCACCGGGGACUCCAGCCAGUGUCCCCCCAACCUCCACAAGCUGGAUGGAUACUUCUGUGAGAACGAGCAGGUGGGUGCAGCCCAGCCUGGUGGGACACGGGCCUGGGGCUGGGCACAUCCCCACGGGCUCCAGCAUCGGGACCUGAGCGUGUUGGAAGUGCAUUUGGGACUGUCCGAGGACAGGGACGGGGCUCGGGGAAGCCUGGGCUGGUGGAAGGUGUCCAUGGCAGGGGAUGGAACCGGAUGGGCUUUAAGGACCCUUCCAACCCAAACCACUCUGACUUUUUGUCAGCAGCUGAGCCACAGCUGAGCCGCACGUACACACGUGGCUGUGGGUUUUGGGGUUAGCAGGGGGCCCUGAGCCCCCUCUGCUGUCCCGUGGCUCUGCACACAGGUGGCUCCUGAUCCCAGCGCCACAUGAGCCGGGGCUGUGGUGGUGGGACCAGCCAUGGGGGGAUGUGG
Molecule: messenger RNA, 822 nt
Organism: Cyanistes caeruleus (blue tit)
Lineage: Eukaryota; Metazoa; Chordata; Aves; Passeriformes; Paridae
Source: RefSeq, a predicted model, not a curated record